AUGGAAGAUCAGAUCUUUCACAACUUCCGCAUCACACAUUCCUACUCUGAGAAUCAUGACGCUGAAAACACAAUUACCGGCGAGAAAGUUAGCCUGAGGCUGAGUCCUGAGAAGCACCGACUUGAAGGUGAAAUCUCAGCGUACAGAUCACUUGCAGGCGGCAUUGGCAUCCCUCUUCUUCACUUGGGUUGCCCUGAGCUGAACGGUGGCCUGAUUGUUACUACCAGGCUUGGGCCAAGUCUUCAGGACCUUUUCGAAUAUUGCGGUAGUCAGUUAUCUCUUAAGUCGAUCUUGCUCAUUGCUGACCAGGUAAUCUCUCGCCUGGAGCUUAUGCAUGGAAGAUCACUUGUCCACGGGGAUGUCAAACCUGACAACUUCUGUAUCGGCAUCGGCACACAAGGCAACGUCAUUUACGUAACUGGCCUCAGCUCAGUUUCGGCUAUCAACGGAACGUCUUGUUGCCACGACAUGGAAGCACUGGGCCGGAUGCUAGUUUACCUCCGUGGUGGCACAACGUGGUCGGAGUUGGUCAAGACUCCCCUAAAUGCUCUUCGCGAUCGGCUCCCAGAUGCGUUCUUCUUUUAUUCGGAUCAUCUAAGCAAUCUAGGCUCUAAAGGGAAGCCUGACUAUAAAUUUCUGCGGCAAAAGUUCCGGACGUUGUACACUGACAAGGGAUAUCUGCACGACUGGGUCUUUGACUGGACUGCGAAGAGAUACAUUGGCCAGAGCAGCAAGACCGCGACGACUGGAGAAGGACUUGUGGAACAGCCCGACUAUGGUCCAAUAAGUCAGCAGGAGCUUCAAAAAGAAGUGAGGCGACUCAACGGCAGUCUCCAAGGCCUACAAGAUAAGAUUGAACAGGAUUAUAAGCAAAACCCUGUGGCCAUCCACCCGUCGCAAUUCGAGGAGCUGCUUGAUGGAUAUCUAAAUGUAAUAGGGGCCCUCGAUCGCUUAUCUGAGAGACAACCGCGGCCCUCAAACGAUAAAAUAGCCGAAAUAAUGUGGACAAUUAUCGAGCAGAUCUUUGGCCGGCCUGAACAUGGAAUGAAGUCGGAUCAGCAAUCCGCCUUCUUUAGGUUAGCAUACUCGACACUGGCGGUUCUCUAUGUUACGGUACCUGCUUCUGAGACCAUCUGGGCUCUGUAUCUCAAGAAAAUUUCGGAACGCGGAGCUGAGUUUGACAGCGCUUGCCGACAAGCAUGGGACACAACCAGUGGAGAAUGGGCCAGGACCUCAGAGUCACAAAAGUAA
This is a messenger RNA of Pyricularia pennisetigena, 1251 nucleotides long. RefSeq lists its product as uncharacterized. NCBI's taxonomy places the organism in Eukaryota, Fungi, Ascomycota, Sordariomycetes, Magnaporthales, Pyriculariaceae. Bases 1 to 1251 code for a protein of 416 amino acids. The record is from RefSeq and is a predicted model, not a curated record. Gene Ontology annotation, cellular component: nucleus; cytoplasm. Gene Ontology annotation, biological process: peptidyl-serine phosphorylation; endocytosis; signal transduction. The transcript has 5 exons. Gene Ontology annotation, molecular function: protein serine/threonine kinase activity.